Messenger RNA from Ectocarpus siliculosus, 637 nucleotides. The record is from the annotation of a GenBank genome assembly. Lineage: Eukaryota; Phaeophyceae; Ectocarpales; Ectocarpaceae.
GGGUGGAGAGUGGGAGGGGGAACGCCACUGUGGGAAGCACACGUGGAUCAUUGGAGUGUGCCUCCACUGUUGGUGUAUUGCUUGCUGCCCCGUUGACACCAGGAUGGUUUAUUAUGCCGAAGGGAAAAAGUACGGCAGAACCGGGGUAGUGAAGUUUGAUGCCGGGGUCUAUGACUCCGACGAUGACUGAACAGUGACUGCCUUUGUCCGUACGGAUACGCUGCUCGGUCAGAUACGCUCUUGGUGUAACAUGGUGGCUUUUUUGUUCUGUGUGUCUGUUUGCAUGUGGCAACCGUUGUCGGCCCGGGCGGAAGUGGCUGCGGCGGUGGUAUCUCUCGAAGCUACCGAACGCACGGCGCUUGUGUCUCAGCUUUGUUUGACGUGCAUGUAUCAGUAAGAGGGGAUCAACGUUUGCUGUUCAAUUUCGAUGUAACGGCCAUGGAGUACAUGAAAUCGAUAUUCCAAGUGGACCCUGGCCUCUUCAGGACAUGCCGGCUGGGUUUUGUGACAUGGUUGUUUUUCAUGUGUUUUUCCCUCGGAGGUGCCUCAGCAGCAUGGUCCUUGCUGCCGUACCAAAGGGCGACCGAUGUUUGGGCAUCGUACUCUGUCAAAGAUAAUCGUACGUUGACUGCGGAUG